AUGCUGAGCCAAAGAGUGAAAACUCCAGGAAAGAAGGAGAGGAAAGGAGGAUGGCGUGAAGAAUGUGAAUCAUGUGUCACAAGGCCAGAUGAGCAGCCGAGUGUUUAUGAGAUUCAGUGCAGGGUGCGGUGGUGCUGUGAGGGCUCAGGAGGUAUGCCAGUGCCUGAGGUGGCAUCUGACACUGCCAGCGCUGCCACCAUGUUGAGCCCCGUCCUCAAUGCCUCCAACGGAGACGGCUCAGAGUCUGAAACCACCUCCGCCAUCCUCGCCUCCGUCAAGGAACAGGCAGCAUCGGACGACUACGAGUUUGAAGAUGGGGGUGUGGAUUCAGCAGAUGAGAAAUUUCGCUGGAACAACCAAGAUGGACAGAAGGACAUAGAAGAGGAGCUGACGACAGGCCUGGAGCUGGUGGACUCCUGCAUCCGAUCACUCCAGGAAUCAGGCAUCUUGGACUCCCAGGACACUUCUACAGGGGACAGACAAGGACUUCUGUCUCAAAGCGCUUUGCAGCUCAACAACCAGGAUGCUUAUGCAGCAGCUGGUUACCAUAGCAACCAAGGGCUGGCACUUGGGGAGUCAGUCACGGGCCGCAGCGGGCAGGUUGGAGGGGCUGUUCACAUCUACAACCAGGUGACAUCCAGCCGUGCAGCUGCCCAGUUAGCGGGAACAGACUCUCCCUCCCAGUCCCAGAGAGACUCAUUUGCCCAGCAGGCCCAUGGCAGCGCCUUCCACAUGCCCACUGACGGUGGACAUGCACCUGCUGGACCACCCAUGUAUUACUCCUGUGCCACUUUGCCUGCACAGCGUGUGAGCUCCCCUCUGCAGGCGGUAGGAUCCCCUACCAAGCUCCAGCGCCUGGGAUCAGCGUCCUCUGACAUGCCCAGCUACGCCACGCUACAGAGGGUGUCCUCGCCCAAACAGUCACCCAGCCGACUCGCCAAGUCCUACAGCACAUCAUCGCCCAUCAACAUGGUAGCAUCAGGUGCUGGCUCCUCCUCCCCUAUCCCCAUGGUAGCCUCCCCAGGAAACCACAGCUCAUCGCCCAUCCACCAGCUGAGCUCGGUGGUGGGCAGCUACGCCACCCUGUCGCCCACCAAACGUAUGCUGCAUCACAUUGGACCAGACAGCUACAAGAUUUCCCACGAGCUAUACGCCAACGCAACCUUGCAAAGGCCUGGUAGCCUGGCAGGUAGAGGCUCCAGAGGUUCCUACAGCAGCCAGCACAGUCACCUGGGCUCUGAGCUCCGACCUCUGCAGUCUCCUGAACACCACAUCGACCCAAUCUAUGAAGACAGAGUCUACACCAAACCCAACCUUAGAGGACAAGCCCCGCCUUCCCCCGGUGUCGACCCAAUCCCCUUGCAGCGAACGGGAAGCCAGAGCGCCACGGCCACCUUUCAAAGAGGCAGCUUCGCCACAGGAGGCGGGGCAGCUGACUACGCCAACCCGUACCGCACUCUGCAGUUCUGCCCAUCCACCGAGUCGCCUUACAGCAAGUCGGGCCCCGCCCUCCCCCCUGAGGCCGCCCUAGGCCGAUCUCCAUCAGUGGACAGUAUUCAGAAGGACCCAAGGGAGUUUGGCUGGAGGGAUCCAGAGCUGCCGGAGGUGAUCCAGAUGUUGCAGCAUCAGUUCCCAUCAGUACAGUCCAACGCUGCUGCCUACCUCCAGCACCUCUGCUUUGGAGACAACAAGAUCAAAUCUGAGAUCCGGCGGCAGGGUGGCAUCCAGCUGCUGGUGGACUUGUUAGACCACCGGAUGACCGAUGUGCACCGCAGCGCCUGCGGAGCCCUGAGGAACCUGGUGUACGGCAAAGCCAACGACGACAACAAGAUCGCCCUGAAGAACUGCGGGGGCAUACCGGCUCUGGUCCGACUGCUCCGGAAGACCACAGAUGUGGAAAUCCGAGAGCUGCUCACAGGUGUUUUGUGGAACCUGUCGUCAUGCGACGCCCUAAAGAUGCCCAUCAUCCAGGACGCCCUGGCUGUGCUGACCAACGCUGUGAUCAUCCCCCACUCGGGCUGGGACACCUCCCCACAUACGCAGGAGGACCGCAAGCUGCACCUACACUCCUCCCAGGUCCUCCGCAACGCCACAGGCUGCCUCCGGAAUGUAAGUUCUGCAGGCGAGGAGGCCCGGAGGAGGAUGAGGGAGUGUGAGGGUCUGACAGACGCUCUGCUCUACGUCAUCCAGACCGCUUUGGGGAGCAGUGAGAUUGACAGCAAGCACUGGCGGGGAUGCUGGGGCAAGAAGAAGAAGAAAAAGAAGGGACAUGACCAGUGGGACGGUGUCGGCCCAUUUCCAGACUUGGCGGAGCCCCCGAAAGGCAUCCAGAUGUUAUGGCACCCCACCAUCGUCAAGCCCUACCUCACACUGCUGUCUGAGUGCUCCAACCCAGACACCCUGGAGGGAGCAGCUGGGGCCCUGCAGAACCUAGCUGCUGGCAGCUGGAAGUGGUCGGUGUAUAUCCGGGCUGCAGUGCGUAAGGAGAAGGGCCUCCCUAUCCUGGUGGAGUUGCUGAGGAUAGACAACGACCGGGUGGUUUGUGCUGUGGCCACUGCGCUGAGAAACAUGGCUCUGGACAUCAGAAACAAGGAGCUCAUUGGUAAAUACGCCAUGAGGGACCUGGUGCACCGUUUGCCUGGGGGCAGCAACAACAACAACAGCAGCGGCGGCGGGGGAGUAGGAGGCGGCAACACCAGCAGCCUGGUGGGGAAGACCAUGUCGGACGAUACCAUCACGGCUAUCUGCUGCGCACUGCACGAGGUCAUCACCAAGAACAUGGAGAACACCAAGGCCCUGAGGGACGCCGGCGGCAUCGAGAAGCUCAUCGGCAUCGCCCGCAGCAAAGGAGACAAACAUAGUCCUAAAGUGGUAAAGGCAGCAUCUCAAGUCCUGAACAGCAUGUGGCAAUACAGAGACCUCCGCAGCCUCUACAAAAAGGAUGGCUAUUCCCAGUACCAUUUUGUCGGCUCUUCCUCCACGAUAGAGAGAGACAGGCAGCGACCUUAUUCUUCCUCUCGUACUCCGUCCAUCUCUCCCGUACGAACCUCCCCCAACAAUCGAUCAGCGAGUGCCCCUGCCUCCCCAAGGGAGAUGCUGGCGUUGAAGGAGAGGAAGGCAGAUUACGAGUCAACUGGCAAUGCCAGUUACCAUGGCAACAAGGGUGAACACACAUCCCGGAAGGACGCCAUGACCGGUCAAAUCUCCGGUGGGUCUUCCACACUACUCAGAGGAGCAUACGUGUCGCCUACUGAUGACCUGAAGUACAAUCAGGUCUCCUCUCAAGGCCUGCCUUCAGAACCCUACCCUCCUUUCCAAAAUCCUCCCCCUCCCGACAGCAGCAACUACGAGGACCAGGCCUUCUACGAGAACCAGGUUCACCCGGGAGGGCGCCCCCCGCAGGGCGACCUCAACAUGCACUUGCAGGGCCUCAAGUCCACCGGCAACUAUGUAGACUUCUACUCAGCCUCGCGGCCCUACAGCGAGCUCAACUAUGAGACCAGCCACUAUCCAGCUUCUCCGGACUCCUGGGUCUAAGGGGAGUCGAGGGUGGAGGAUUUGGAGGAGGAGUAGAGGAUGGAUGAAGGCAAAUGGGAUGGUGAAGGGGGUAGUUUAAAAAGUGGAGGAGAGAAGAUAAAAGGACAGCUUCCCUCCCUCCCCAUCCUCCCCUGUAGUUCCUGAGUAGCAUCAUAGGUAGCAGGAAGACGGAGGGGGAGGAUGGAGUGCAGGAAGAGAGACAUGAGGAGAUAUCUGAGACAUUACACUCCUUUCACAGACAUCUGAGGGGGGAAGGAGAGGGGGAAAAGAAGGAAAAGAAGUGAACGGACGAGCGGCCAUGCAUGUGCAUGCACACCACCAACAAAACCGACAGACACAUUUUCUUUCUGUGUUUAGUUUGUGAUCAACUACUGCUAGAAGGUUCCGCAGACAGAGCGAUGGCCUCCUGCACCUGAAGGCCUCUGGAUACAGAACGUAGGAGGGACGGACAUGAUGAAAGGAGAAGAGGGCAAAGAUAGAAAAAGAGGGGGAAAAUAUGUGGUGAUGAAGAAGGACAGUGAAAGAGAAGAAUGGAUCAGUGGACUCGAGGACGGAAGGUUUUGGAUUGUGAAUGGAACGUGUGAGAGAUACCCAGGAGAAACCUGUAAAUAUGUGGUAUAGCAACAUGGCUUUUAGUAAUGUGAAGCACAAGAGGCAGAGCUGUAGGACAUGUAGGACGUCUGUCACACAAACUUUUGUUUCUCUGUAUGGCUUCAGCGUGAUGUAUCCUCCUCUGGGCAAAGAACGCUUCUGGACUUUGUCAUUUGUAACAGGUUCUGUUUUUUUUCUUUUGUUGUGUUUCUACUUUUUUAAUUCUCGAUUCUGGUUGUAUAGUAUUUGAUGUACACUGUACAUUUACGAGAUGCAUUGUGUACUGUACAUUGCACUAUUUUCUGUGUCAUGUCAGGCCUUUCGCCACCUCACUUCCUCACUCACUUACCCACCCCCAAUACACACACACAAAUACACACACAGACUUUCAAAGUUCAUAUCACAGCUCCAGAUGGAUAUCAAUGAUUCGCUACUGUGAAACACUGGAUAUGAAUUGGGUAUUGAAGCAUCAAUUCUGGUAGGUCACGGUGCUCCUUUUACUGCCCUACAGAUAGUUUUCACACAAUAGCUGACAGUACAGCUGCCAAAGUAAAACAGUCGAGCAGCCUUUUCCGUGACAUUUUUUUUUAGGCUAGCUUUGGUUUUUUGGUGGCUAUCUUUCCACAUUAACACCUCAGAUCCCCAUUUCGUUCUCAUGAGCCCCUCCUUUGAGUGAACUGUGCUCAUUGUGUAUAUAACCGUGCCAAACAAGGGUUACUUCCCCCCAGCUGAAGAAGGCAGGGGGGACAGUUAGGGGCGUGUUAAAGGGUCCAAGUUCAGCUGAAGCUCUCAGCAGAACAUCCUUGCGGUUCUAACGAUGCCAGUUUGUAAAUGCUUUGGUUUUUCUAAACUGUGUUUUACUGGGAUGAAAACUGUCUAACUGCACCGGGACUGGGGAGAAAAACAUAAAAAGAAAAAAAAACAAAAGGAAAAAAAAACCCAUGCGACCAGGCGGAGCAUCGCUUCCUCCAAAGUUGUACAAAUUUAGUUGAUUUCUGUGUUGUAAAAUAAUCAAUGUUUGAAGUAUAAAAAAAAAAAAAAACUUUUCUGAGAGAUGGGUGGCAAUUCUAACUUCAUGGUAGACAAAACUGUUAAUAGAGUACGGAUAUAUAUUAUAUAAAUAUAAAUAUAUACUUUUUAUGUGCAGAUGUGGAUGUCACUUAUAGCAGCAACAUUAUGGAAAAAGACUUGUAAAAAAAAAACAGCUACAUGUAGGAAUUUUGUUCACACUUUAUUUUCUGGUCAACACACUAAAUUGUCGACUUUGUGUAGUAAUGUUGUUGCUAUGUGGAGUAGAGUAGACCAGGGCCCAGGGAUCCACGUUGUCACUGAAGCAGUCUAAAAAGGUGCUACAUCCGUGAGAAGUAUUUCCAACAUGUCUGUAUUUUAACUGUGCACAAAAUAUUUGUUCUCAUUUGCAUCGAUAGCAAACUAUUGAUUAUCAGCCGCGAGUUCCGAUCAUGUCACAGGGGACUGUUUUAAACCACAUAACAAAGAACAAUCAGCUGUUCAUGAAAACCCUCAAAAUCAAUUGGUAUCAUGAUGCUAAACAGCAAAUUGAACCCAUGAACGCAUGAGUAUUUGUUGUCAGUGAAUCAGGAACUAAAUGAGUGAUUUAUUGUUUUGUUUUUGUUUUUUCGUUUUUUUGUAAGAAAGGCAAAAUUGUAAACAGACCCUGGUUCUCCCUACCCACUGCUGUUUAGAAGUUCUAAAGGUCAUCUUAUGAUGCUUGAAAAAUGACUCAUAAUGCAACUGUCCCCACGAAAACACUGGAUGAAAAACAGACGAACUGUAUUUGUUAGUGAGCAUCUGGAAACUGACAACGUUAUGUAUGUCCUUGUGAUCCUUAGGCAGAAAAAUCCUGACUAUAAGACCUGUAUGGAGAUAUUACGUCGGUAACCUUUUUGUUGCUAGACCAAACGUGUUUUAAAAAGAGAAUUGUGAAUCUUUCUAUUGCCUCAAACAGAUUGCAACUGCUCCAAAAAAUAUAAACGGACCAUCGAAGAACCUCUGACUGUGAGAGUUGUUUGUUCUGUUGCCAGGAGAGUGUCUUUGUGGUAUUUCAUCAUGCUAAAACCAGGUUUUUUAAAAAUCACAGAUUUUUACAGUAUUCCUAACACUUACCAUGAGCUUUUACUUUGAAAUCCUACUUUCCCUGCAACCUUUAUUUUCCUCUCCCUCAGUACAGUCUGCAAGUCUCCUGUGUGUGCAUGGGGAAAAUGUUUGAAAGAUAACCUAAUGUGCUUGAGACCCAGUAAACACAGUGUCUAUUUCA
Morone saxatilis (striped sea-bass) is the source of this 6403-nucleotide messenger RNA. It is a transcript of the gene ctnnd2b, whose product is annotated as catenin (cadherin-associated protein), delta 2b. The transcript is spliced from 24 exons. The record is from RefSeq and is a predicted model, not a curated record. NCBI's taxonomy places the organism in Eukaryota, Metazoa, Chordata, Actinopteri, Moronidae. Gene Ontology annotation, cellular component: cytoplasm; plasma membrane; postsynaptic density. Bases 1 to 3537 code for a protein of 1178 amino acids. Gene Ontology annotation, molecular function: cadherin binding. Gene Ontology annotation, biological process: cell-cell junction assembly; dendritic spine morphogenesis; cell-cell adhesion.